AUGUGGCAACGGUGGAAACCCCAGAGGCCUCUGAAUAGUAAUCCACCGCAUAAGACGGAAGCCCUCCCAAACAGCUGGCCAUGGCAUGUAAGUCGCCGGCAGUAUGCUGCCUUGGGUGGCUAUCCCUAUUGUGGAGGAACCCUUAUUGCGCGCAAGUGGGUUUUGACAGCGGCUCACUGCAUUUAUAACGUCCUUCAAUGCCGACCUGUCACGUAUGGUCAACUCUUCGACAUUUAUGCUGUCACGGGAUAUGACAUGGCUGUUAGUGUGGCAGACCAUCAAUACACUACCGGUGACCGUCCAAGUUACAACAUUCGAGUGACAGGCGUCGUUAUUCAUCCCUAUUUUGGCCAAGGAAAUAACGGCUUUGAAAGGGCGCUACUGCAAUUGGGCCGUGAAGUGAAGCGAUCAUCGCGGACAGAAUAUGCGUUUCUUCCUGAACCGGGAUCCACUCUCACCGUUGGGCAGUUCUGCUACUUUGCCGGUUGGGGACUGCUCCCUAAUCCACCCAUUGUGCCGAUCGCAGAUCCUCCGGAAAAUCUGAUGGAGCUACAGAUGCCGAUUAUAUCGAAUUCUGAAUGCAAAAGAGCAUAUCCGUUUAUGAACGAAAUGCAGGACGUCUGCACGUAUGGCGCUAAUGGGAUGGCUUGUCACGGUGACAGCGGAGGGGGACUUCACUGUUUAAACGGAUCGAAAUGGUUUGUUUACGGCGUGAGUACUUACGGCGAAGAUCUUUGCUUUGGUGGCUUCAACGGAUUUGCUUUAACAGCACCCAAAGUCGAUUGGAUUAACAACCUCAUCUCUUCAUAUCCCUAA
Dibothriocephalus latus is the source of this 816-nucleotide messenger RNA. The record is from the annotation of a GenBank genome assembly. Lineage: Eukaryota; Metazoa; Platyhelminthes; Cestoda; Diphyllobothriidea; Diphyllobothriidae.